Trypanosoma rangeli is the source of this 297-nucleotide messenger RNA. Its product is annotated as fructose-bisphosphate aldolase, glycosomal. Lineage: Eukaryota; Euglenozoa; Kinetoplastea; Trypanosomatida; Trypanosomatidae. Gene Ontology annotation, cellular component: cytosol. The transcript has a single exon. The record is from RefSeq and is a predicted model, not a curated record. Gene Ontology annotation, molecular function: fructose-bisphosphate aldolase activity. Gene Ontology annotation, biological process: fructose 1,6-bisphosphate metabolic process; glycolytic process. The annotation marks the transcript as partial.
AUGGCUAAGCGUGUGGAGGUGUUGCAGACGCAGUUGCCGGCGUAUAACCGCCUGAAGACGCCGUACGAGGCGGAGCUUGUUGCGACCGCCAGGAAGAUGACGGCUCCCGGCAAGGGGCUGCUCGCUGCCGAUGAGUCCAUUGGUUCUUGUGCGAAGCGCUUUGCUCCGUUUGGCUUGAGCAACACGGAGGAACAUCGCCGCCAGUACCGUUCGCUGAUGCUUGAAUGUGAGGGGAUGGAGCAGUACAUCAGCGGUGUCAUUCUGCACGAUGAGACGGUGUAUCAGAAGACAAGUACU